GGAUGCGAACAUACAAUGGUUGUUCUAAAAAACGGUAGUCUAAUGGCCUUUGGUUACAAUAAUCACGGCCAGCUUGGUAGUGGAAAUAACAAAACACAACCCACCCCUAAACUUGUUCGAGGGCUUGAAAAUAGACAGGUCACUGUCUUAUCAUGUAGUUUGUACCAUUCCGUCGUCGCCGUGCUUGAAAUGGAAGUUCUAGCUUUUGGGCGCAAUGACUUUGGACAACUGGGACUUGGUGACACCUCUCACCGCUCGAUACCUCAAAGCAUAUUGCGGCUGAAAGGGCGUACCAUAACUAGCCUAGCGUGUGGCCAAUACCACACUUGCAUUGUGAGC
Aureococcus anophagefferens is the source of this 339-nucleotide messenger RNA. RefSeq lists its product as hypothetical. The annotation marks the transcript as partial. The record is from RefSeq and is a predicted model, not a curated record. NCBI's taxonomy places the organism in Eukaryota, Pelagophyceae, Pelagomonadales, Pelagomonadaceae. The transcript has a single exon.